UCUAUAAACAGCUACAAAACAAAGUUGAGGGGAUCACUUCCGAGGAUUUCAAACAAAAAAUGGACCCUUUAGUUGAUAACAAAGUUGCGGGGAUCGAGUCCGAGGACAUCAAACAAAAGAUUGGCUCUUUAGAUGAUAACAAAGUUGCAGAGAUCGCGUCCGAGGACAUCAAACAAAAGAUUGGCUCUUUAGAUGAUAACAAAGUUGCAGAGAUCGCGUCCGAGGACAUCAAACAAAAGAUUGGCUCUUUAGAUGAUAACAAAGUUGCAGAGAUCGCGUCCGAGGACAUCAAACAAAAGAUUGGCUCUUUAGAUGAUAACAAAGUUGCAGAGAUCGCGUCCGAGGACAUCAAACAAAAGAUUGGCUCUUUAGAUGAUAACAAAGUUGCAGAGAUCGCGUCCGAGGACAUCAAACAAAAGAUUGGCUCUUUAGAUGAUAACAAAGUUGCAGAGAUCGCGUCCGAGGACAUCAAACAAAAGAUUGGCUCUUUAGAUGAUAACAAAGUUGCAGAGAUCGCGUCCGAGGACAUCAAACAAAAGAUUGGCUCUUUAGAUGAUAACAAAGUUGCAGAGAUCGCGUCCGAGGACAUCAAACAAAAGAUUGGCUCUUUAGAUGAUAACAAAGUUGCAGAGAUCGCGUCCGAGGACAUCAAACAAAAGAUUGGCUCUUUAGAUGAUAACAAAGUUGCAGAGAUCGCGUCCGAGGACAUCAAACAAAAGAUUGGCUCUUUAGAUGAUAACAAAGUUGCAGAGAUCGCGUCCGAGGACAUCAAACAAAAGAUUGGCUCUUUAGAUGAUAACAAAGUUGCAGAGAUCGCGUCCGAGGACAUCAAACAAAAGAUUGGCUCUUUAGAUGAUAACAAAGUUGCAGAGAUCGCGUCCGAGGACAUCAAACAAAAGAUUGGCUCUUUAGAUGAUAACAAAGUUGCAGAGAUCGCGUCCGAGGACAUCAAACAAAAGAUUGGCUCUUUAGAUGAUAACAAAGUUGCAGAGAUCGCGUCCGAGGACAUCAAACAAAAGAUUGGCUCUUUAGAUGAUAACAAAGUUGCAGAGAUCGCGUCCGAGGACAUCAAACAAAAGAUUGGCUCUUUAGAUGAUAACAAAGUUGCAGAGAUCGCGUCCGAGGACAUCAAACAAAAGAUUGGCUCUUUAGAUGAUAACAAAGUUGCAGAGAUCGCGUCCGAGGACAUCAAACAAAAGAUUGGCUCUUUAGAUGAUAACAAAGUUGCAGAGAUCGCGUCCGAGGACAAAAAACUUGCUGAUCUCUCGAUUAAAAAAAACAAACAGUUGUUGAUCACCUUAGAUGGUGUAACAAUAUUGGAAGCUACUUUAAAAGAUGUUAAACUUGCAUUGAUCUGCGAUAAAGAUGCUAACAACGAGUUAAAGGACGGAAAACUAUCUGAUGUCGGAAUAAAAAGCGGUAAAUCAUCAAAAGUGCAGUUUGAGAUGGCAGAAGAUUCUACUUCUAUUUCAAUAGGAAAUAAGGGUUUAAGUGUAGAAUCAGUAAAUUCUUCGGCUAAUAAUUCAAUAGAUACGCCAACUGAGAGCGAUACAGAACCCAUUAAGAUGGCCUUAAUUUAUUUUGAUGUAGAAACUUAUCAAUCGGAAGGUGGCUAUUUGAAUAGAUGGACAAGGAUGGAACUUUUUUUUGUCAAUAGCUAUUUUAUCAUAAUUGAUAAUUUACCCGGAAAAUCUAUGAUAGAUAAAUUUCAAUAUAUUGCAAAAAGAAUGUUUAAGAGAUUGGGAAUAGUGCGUACAUAUUCUGGUAUUAAAAACAUUUAUUAUCAAUUUUGGUAUAAAAAUAAUAACUAGUUUAUACUCAUAG
Oppia nitens is the source of this 1824-nucleotide messenger RNA. RefSeq lists its product as uncharacterized. Bases 60 to 1811 code for a protein of 583 amino acids. NCBI's taxonomy places the organism in Eukaryota, Metazoa, Arthropoda, Arachnida, Sarcoptiformes, Oppiidae. The transcript has 4 exons. The record is from RefSeq and is a predicted model, not a curated record.